GCCCGCCGGGUUGGUGCCUGAGGUGGCGGCGGCGGCGGCUCCCGGCUCGUUCCUGCGGRGCCAGUCCGCUCCGCCCUCCCCGAGAUGGCGGCCCUGGCUGUAAACAAGGCUGGGGCCGGGCCGGAGGGCGGCCGCGGACCCAGCGGUGGCGGUCGCGGCCCGGUGGGCGCUGCGGUAAAGGUUCUUGAGUGUGGAGUCUGUGAAGAUGUAUUCUCUUUGCAAGGGGACAAAGUUCCCCGGCUGCUUUUGUGUGGUCAUACUGUCUGCCAUGACUGUCUUACCCGGCUUCCCCUUCACGGCAGAGCUGUUCGUUGUCCUUUUGAUCGACAAGUUACUGAACUAGGAGAUUCUGGUGUCUGGGGACUGAAAAAGAACUUUGCUUUGUUGGAACUCCUGGAACGGUUGCAAAAUGGACCUCCUGGACAGUAUGGGACAGCAGAAGAAGGCAUUGGUCUGUCUGGAGAGAGUAUCGUUCGUUGUGAUGAAGAUGAAGCACAUGUKGCAUCCGUGUAUUGCACUGUUUGUGCCACUCACCUGUGUGCAGACUGUUCCCAGCAUACUCAUUCUACUAAGACUCUAGCGAAGCACAGGCGUGUACCUCUUGCUGAUAAGCCUCAUGAGAAGACGAUGUGCUCCCAGCACCAAGUGCAUGCCAUUGAGUUUGUUUGUUUAGAAGAGGGCUGUCAGACAAGUCCUCUCAUGUGUUGUGUCUGCAAAGAAUAUGGGAAGCAUCAAGGUCAUAAGCACUCUGUCUUGGAACCAGAAGCAAACCAGAUCCGUGCAUCCAUUUUAGACAUGGCUCACUGUAUAAGAACUUUCACAGAAGAAAUCUCAGAUUAUUCUAGAAAAUUGGUUGGAAUUGUCCAACAUAUAGAAGGAGGAGAGCAAAUAGUUGAAGAUGGCGUUGGAAUGGCCCAUACUGAACAUGUACCAGGAACUGCAGAGAAUGCACGCUCAUGUGUUCGAGCUUAUUUUUCUGAUCUUCAUGAAACCCUUUGUCGUCAGGAGGAAAUGGCUCUUAGUGUUGUUGAUGCUCAUGUCAGAGAGAAGUUGAUUUGGCUUAGGCAACAGCAAGAAGACAUGACCAUUCUCCUGUCACAGGUUUCAACAGCUUGCCUUCACUGUGAAAAGACUUUACAACAAGAUGACUGCAGAGUAGUGCUGGCCAAACAGGAAAUUACAAGAUUGCUAGAGACAUUACAGAAACAGCAGCAGCAGUUUACAGAACUUGCAGAUCAUGUACAGCUGGAUGCUAGCAUACCUGUCACUUUUACAAAGGACAACAGGGUACAUAUUGGACCAAAAAUGGAAAUUCGGGUUGUUACUUUAGGAUUAGAUGGAGCUGGCAAAACAACUAUUUUGUUUAAGUUAAAGCAAGAUGAAUUCAUGCAGCCAAUUCCAACAAUAGGUUUUAACGUUGAAACAGUGGAAUACAAGAAUUUAAAGUUUACUAUUUGGGAUGUAGGAGGAAAGCACAAAUUGAGGCCUUUAUGGAAACAUUAUUAUCUCAAUACGCAAGCGGUGGUGUUUGUUGUUGAUAGCAGUCACAGAGACAGGGUCAGUGAAGCAUACAGUGAACUUGCAAAAUUGUUAACAGAGAAGGAGUUGCGGGAUGCCUUGCUCUUGAUCUUUGCUAAUAAACAGGAUGUAGCAGGUGCCCUUUCAGUGGAAGAAAUCACGGAACUGUUGAGUCUCCACAAACUCUGCUGUGGCCGWAGCUGGUACAUUCAGGGUUGCGAUGCCCGAAGUGGUACAGGACUUUAUGAAGGAUUGGACUGGCUUUCGAGGCAGCUAGUGGCUGCUGGCGUCCUGGAUGUGGCUUAACUUUACAUCAGCUGCAAUUUAAUGUUGUAGUUUAUGGUUUUGUUUCAUUUUGUUUGCACGAUUUAGGGUAUUGUUGCCAGGCCUGCUCUCUGAAGAGGGGACUUUUAUUUAAGUUGGUUGUUACAGAAAAAUAUAAACCUUUGUCCUAGAUUGGAUAACUGGUUCAGUAAACUUGCRUCAUUAUAGUGUUUUUGAAACGUGAAACAUUGACAAAUAGUGGGAAUGGAGGAGUGUUACAAGGAUGCUUUGAAAGUCCUUUUGGUGAUAUUGUUUCAAUUUUAAAAUUUUCCCUGAUAAAAUAURCAUUGAUUUUCAUAUAAUUAAUGAGCUUACAGUUGUUAACUGGUGUUACAAAAAUUCUGAGUAGUUUACAAAUACUUUCCCAUUAAAUUAUUCCAAAAUCAAUCUCAAAUUUAUUAGAACAGCCAGCUCUAUUAGUUAGAAAUAAAUGGUGCUACUCUUUGAUAUCUAAAGAAUCUAUAAAUCUAAACGUGACUUUGAAAUUUACACRGAGGUACACCAUGUAAAGAAAAUGCUUCCCAUGUUAUUGUUUAUGUUCUCUUAUUAACCUCCUUGUUUGUUACAGGAAGGAAGCGUAACUGCACAAAGAAAACUCAGAAUGGAGAAAAUUGUUGCAGAGCAAGAGGGCUGUGGCAUUGUUCAGCAACCUGAACAAUGUGGGGGCCAGGGGUUAGUUGGCUUUUUCAUGCUGAAUUAUUUAUGGUUACACCAUAGUGAUACUGAGGUGAAAGUGUUUUGUGUAUACUUGGGGACAUAAUCUGCCUUUAGAGAUUAAGUUUACUCCUCAAGAAGGCAAAUUAAAUUAAAAA
Molecule: messenger RNA, 2654 nt
Organism: Malurus melanocephalus (red-backed fairy wren)
Lineage: Eukaryota; Metazoa; Chordata; Aves; Passeriformes; Maluridae
Gene: TRIM23
Product: tripartite motif containing 23
Exons: 11
Coding region: 85-1824 (579 amino acids)
Biological process (GO): vesicle-mediated transport; intracellular protein transport
Cellular component (GO): plasma membrane; cytoplasm; lysosomal membrane
Molecular function (GO): zinc ion binding; GTP binding; GTPase activity
Source: RefSeq, a predicted model, not a curated record